UUUAUAUUCGAGCCACUCCGUGCAUAAAGUUUGGAAAGUUUUCAGAGGAAUAGUUAUGUCAUAAUGGAUAUAUUUCAACCGUUCAACUAUGUAUACAAAAACUAGAUGACACGCAUAAAUAAGACGAAGAUGAAAGAAGAUAGGAUUUUGUGGAUUUUUUAUCUGUUGGCGCUGUGUAUGGGUCAAGUAUGUGGUCAGACGGCUGUAAAAAGUAGGAUUUCAACAUCAGCUACAUUACGUUUUAAUGUCUCCAGAAUUCCAUCUAAUGAUCUCAUGAAUUUGAACCAUCCGACUGGAAAUGUUGUUUUCCUUAUACUCUCAUCAGGAGGAAAACUUACUUCAUCACAGCCACGUGAAUCAGUAUACAUGAAUCGAACUAGAAAUGCCAUCUUUCAAUCUCAGAUUUUUUCAUUUAUUCUUGAUAAUAUUGUCAAACAAGAUGGUGGAUUGUAUACAUGUCAAUAUGGUAUUUGCGAACAAAAACUAAUAGUUCUUGAUCGACCCAGUAAACCAAAUAUAAUAGCAAUAACACCAUUUAUUGCUUUUGAAGAAAGCGAGUUUAACUGUUCUGCAACAUCAACCACUUUACCAAAAGAUCAUGGCUUAACCAUGAAAUACGUCUGGGAAAAAAACAACCAGAUUUUACCAGAGACUGGACAUUUAUUUAUUUUACCAAUUGAUAAAAGUAAUCAGGGGGACAUAAUUAGAUGCAAGGCUUAUGAAGAAUAUGAUUUGCAAUCAGAAAUUAGUGAUGGUAUUAAUAUAAAUGUUAAAUUUAGCCCUGAAAAAAUUAAUAUAAAACCAGAAGGAGUAUCAGCACCAGUCAAUGAGAAUGUAAGUGUAUCUUGUACUUCCGAUUGUAAACCAGAAUGUAAAUAUGAAUGGAAAAAGCAAGAUGGAGAUGUUAUAUCUACUGGUAAUAUAUUGAAUAUGGUGAAUAUUGAACGAACUAAUGAUGGUACCUACACGUGUACAGCUAGUAAUGAUUAUGGUACAUCAAGUGAAAAUUUUAUCCUGAAUGUUCUUUAUGGACCUGUUAUUGAAUCUGCAAGUAUUGCAGCUGCAAGUAUUGCAUUUGGUAGUAUCCGGAAUGUUACUGCACCAGAGAAAUCUCAUGUGAAUAUAAGUCUCAAAUUAGACAGUAACCCUAAACCUGAUGUUACAUGGAAAAACAACGGUCAACCUAUAAAUAAAAACAAUAUAAAAAUGUUGUGGGAGGGACCGAUAAUAGUCAUAGCUGCAGGUUCUAAGAAAUAUUUAUUUACUAGUACAUUACGUAUAAUAGAUAUCAACUGUAAUGAUAUGGGAAUGUAUAGUGGACGUGUUUCUAACAAUUACGGUUCUAAGACAGUUCAAGAUUUCUACCUUACAGUACUAUGUAGUCCUCAGAUUGAUGAGGAAAGUUAUUUUAAAGAUGAAUUUGCACCAAAUGUUGGAGACAGUGUGGAUAUUAUAUUAAGAGUGGUAGCCUAUCCUGAACCUGUGAUAAAAACUAUAUACCAUAAUGGUAUAUCUCUUCCAAGUACAGCGUUUGAUAUUCAGACCAAUAAUGACAAUACUCGGCCCUAUAUAACUGUGUUUAAGUUGACAAAAACAAACAUUUCUAUCAGUGAUUUGGGUUAUUAUAAUGUUGAAUUUAAUAAUGAUAAUACAGCUGGCAGUGUUAAUAUCACUUUUCAUUUCAAGGAGAGAGGACCUCCAACAGCUCCAAAAAGUCUUAGAGCAACAGAUGUUACAGCAGAAACACUUACACUACACUGGACAUCAGCUUUUGAUGGUGGUGUCAAACAAAUAUUUAAAGUGGGGUAUAAAAAUUUGUACGGAAACUGGACAUUUUAUAAUCAAACUUACAGUGAUCCUGGGGAAGGGUUAACUGUUUCUGCAGAAGUAAAAGGUUUAAGAGAAUUAACAGUGUAUUCGUUCCGUGUUGUGUCUAAAAAUGUAUAUGGUCAAAGUGAUUUUACAGAAGCUAUUAAUGUUACAACUGAAAAAUUAAAUUCAUCAGUAGUUAAUGCUGGUAUGUCAAGUGAUACAGCUAUGUAUAUAGGUAUUGGUGUUUGUGCUGCUGUACUACUACUAAUUAUUAUUGUAGUUAUUAUAGUUUGUAUCAGAAAAAAUAGAAAAACAAAGACAUUUAAGAAGAAAGACAGAUUUUUCAAGCGGUUAAGAGAAAGGUGGCCAAUGAUAGCAGGAGAUCAUAAUGAUAAUAUAACAUGUAAUAAUGAUUUAACGCCUAAAGAAAAUCAUAUUUAUGAAGAUAUACAACCCACAAGUUCCAGAAUAUCACCAUCACGACCAUCAGUGCCACCACCUAAACCUGAACGUACAUUUGAAGAGGAAGUAGAGUUAAGAAAUCAAAAAGAUCCAAUCUGGAAGCCAGCAGAAAGAAAAUUACCUAAAGUAAAUGAAAACACGGAACAUUUACACAAUGCCAGGAAAUCACUGAAACCUGUUGCUAAUAAAGUUGUUCUGAGUUAAAGAUGGAUACUUUUAAUCUCAUUUGAAUUAUGUACAGUGUAAUAAACAAUAAUUGAAACACUUAUAAAUUAAUGGUAAAAAUUGAUUGAUUUAACAAAACACAAUUCUAUGGAUGACAGUUAUUACAAAGAUGAAAUACAUGUCAUCGCACAUUGAAAUUUGUGGUUGUAGUUGAUUUAAUUGUCCUUGGCAAUGUCAUAUAUAUUGCAAAGAUUAUUUGUUUACAUGUGUAUGUAUAUAUAUAUAUAUUUAUAGUAGAAUCUCAUAAUGCAUCCACCAUAUCUUGUGACAAACAGUCUCUAUUCUUUUGUAUUUGAGCAAAGAGAAGCGUUCAGUGAUAAUACAACUAGUCCUGAACUAGCCAUGAUCAAAUUCAUGCCAUGAACCUUUCAUGAUAACAUUCAUAAGUAUCGUGCCAAACAUUUUCAUGGCAUGGUUUUGUUUUGCUGGUUAUAUGGUAAUGUGGAUAAUAUGAUUAACCUAGCCAGUAAAUACAUGUGCUGGGAUACAGGCUAGUUUUGUUCCUAUUUACACUAUCAAUACAUGUAUAUCAAGUAAACGGUACUAAAUCUGGAAUCAGACUACUCGACUAAGUUGAGAUCACGCUGGACGUGGCCCAACCUUAUGAAUAUCAUAAAGGUAGUAGAAGAUCUAAGUUGUAUAUCGAGAGUAGUAUUUGAAUGUGUCUUUUCCAUAUAAGGAUGUGUGUUUCAUCAAAUUCAAGAAAAUGUUUGUUGUCAUAAAAGGACAAAUUAUUCACAGUGAGAAUUGAGUUGCACAAUUUCAGGUCCAGACAGUGUAAAUAUGGUAAAAGAUUGAACAAAUUUAUUCUAGAUCUUAAUAUUAACAUUUCUUUAUAUAUUUUGUGUACAACAAGAGUUAUGUAUUGGUCAAUAUUGCAGUGAAACAAGCUUAAUGCUAAAUACAGCCUUGUGUGCCAAAAAUGUGGCAAUACCAAUUGAGCUUUGAUUAGGUGUAAACACAGCUAUAAUUAUUUAUUAUGAACAUAUUAUUAAUAAUUGUACUUAAAACAUUGUUUUAUUGUUUAUUACUACUUCUCUAGAAUACUUUACUGUUAUAUUGGUCAAUUUUAAUUCAUAACCUCUCUCCAUUAUAAGUAAAUAUUAUCAACAUUUAUUUCUGUAAAUAUUUUCAUUACAAUGCUCAUGUUUAUAAAGUGUUCAACUCAGCUGUUAUACUAGGAGUGUAGCAAUAUAUUUAUAUACUACAAUCUACAAAUACAACAUUAAUAUACUACUCUUUAACUCAUGAAUAACAAAUCCUCUUAUUGUUGUAUUCCAGCAUAACUUGAAUGUUUUGUUCACUCUGAUAGGUUGCCAGAUUAAUAAAGGGAGACAACCAGAUUAUCAGUGUUGAUGACAUCUACUGGGAUAUUGCUGAUAUUUUACACACCUGUGUUUUAAUUAGUUUACAUUGGUCAUUCAGUUUUACCAGGCAAAAGGCAAUCCCCCCAACCCCAAACACUUUGAUUACAUGAAACAAAAAGAUUUGCAUUCACACUGAAGUUAUACUGCCACAACAUUACUCUAAAUCCAUUUUUACCUGACAGUACUCUAUGGCAACAGAGUGUGUAUAUGUGAUAUGUGCAGGCACAGCCCCUCAAUGUUAACACGAUAAAUAGGUCAACACGAUAAAUAGGUCAUUAUACAAUUAUAUUUAUUCCAUGUAGAAAUUGUUUUUUUGCUCAUUAUUAAGUGGUAAAUAAAUAUAAAUGGAUAAUCUUAUAUUGAGUUUUACAGAAGAAAUGUGUAAUAGGUGUGUUGUCACUCCUAGUUUAUACAGCUGACUAAUUGUGAUAAAUAUUCCUUUCUAUAUUAUUUUUAAUUAUUAAAUUGCUCAGUUUCUUCAUUUUAAGUUUCAUACUUUAUUAUUGCUUCUUUUAAUUAUUUUUUUUUUUUAAAAAACACUUGAUAUUACUUACCGGGUAAUAUUUUCCUAAAACACAGUAGUAUUUUUAGCUAAAUAGAUUUUUUUUUUACCAUAAUUGUUUCUAUUAUGAUAUUUUUAUCUUUUUUUAUAUACAAAUGAUUGAUAUAAUUAAAACUAGAAUAUUUCCCUUUUUUACGGUAAUUAUAAUUUAGGGGGUUCUAAUCUAAUCAAUAGAUUCAAUAGAAUAAUUAAUCUUGUUAUAGGUUUACUUAAAGUUAUUGAACAGAAUUUUCUUAUCACUGAUCGAAUAUGAGUAGCCAUGUAUAAUGUUGUUUGGGAGCAAGUAUCAAAUGAAUAGUUGUGUCAUUUAUAAAGGUAUUUCCUAUAUAUUGUUAACUAUUGACUAACAUGUGCCUUGCUUAUUUUAUUGUUAUCAUCUAACCCAUUAUUUUAUAUUUAACCUCAUUUUAUCAUAUUAUCAGGUUUAUACCUAAUUGUUUGUAUUGUUAAUAUCAUCGUUUUAAACAUCAACAGAUGUUUUCACUUUGUCUCAUUUAUGAAAUGUAGAUAGAUGUACAAUAUGUAGAAAUGUCUUGUAUGUAACAGAAAGAAUGCUUUCUUUGCAUCAGUUCAAAUUUUUAUUUUGCACAAAAGGUCGCCAUGUGAAAGAAACAUGAUAUUUUUUCAGUAAAGAAAGGGAAAUGUUAUUUUUAUAAUUUUAUGGUAAGGGUUUGCAAAUUAAAGAGUCAAACUUUGGGCAGCAAGGGGGAAUAUCACUUUAAGGUAAUUCUUGUCUUUGUGAUUAUGUUGGCAAAUUAUUUGGAGAUACGCAAAAUGAAGUUAUUUUAAUAUAGAAUAUAGUACCAUCAGUCCUAAUGAGCUAUAAUUAUAUAUUUAAAAAAAAAAAGACAAAUUAACUAGCAUACCCACUUUAAAAGUAGUAGCAGGUGUUUGAAAAAGAGUUAGCACAAUCUGCAUUAUGUACAACACCUAUCACAGCUAUAAUAGCAUGUAAGUUGGAUAUAUACAGAAUGAUUGAUGUUUGUGAAAUAGAAUUGAGAUGAUAGAAGAUGUAAACAUUUUAUACUUAUGAACAAUAUUCUGAUGAUGAUCAUAGAAUAUUUUAAUGUCGCUUAUCUGGGUAGUUUGCUUGUUAUUAUAAGUAUACCCUUAAAAUGUAGAUCUAUUUUUAAAUUUCUCACAUACUUGUAGAAAUGAAAUCCAUAUCGAGUAGAAAUAUUUUUUGAAUGACCAGUAGAUAGCACCUUUCUUUUACGCAACGACACAUAAAAAACAUUUUUAUGUAUAUUUUUAUAUAUUAUAUUGGAUAUAUAAGUACCUUGGUCAGGGUGAUUGAUAAUAAUUGUAUAUAAAUUUCUACAAGGCUAUAUAUUUGUUAUGUAAUGCUUUCUUUUUUUUUUUUCGAACUGAAAAAUGUGACUGAUGUGGCUGUGUGUCAAUUUUUAAACAUAAUUCAUCAAUGCAUUUAGAAUAUACAUCCAUGUUAGUUGAAUAAGCGCUGAAUAAUAUUAAACAUAAUUUAUUGAUAAAUUUGGAAUAUACAUCCAUGUAAAUUAUAUUAGUGAUUAAUUUUUGAUGAAUGAUAUUAAAUGGUGACAUCGCAAUAGAAAGUGGUAAAUUCUUUUUACUCAGUCUUUAAAUAAAAUGAAGCUAUGCACUCUUAAGAUUACUAUAGAGGUCUAAAAAUGAUGCAACAUUGUUCUUGAAAGAAAACAUGAAUAACAGUCAAUUGUGAACAUCAAUUAACUAAUUAUCAUUCCAUAAGCAUCAUAAACUGCUAAAUCCAACAUUGUUCUUAAAAGAAAACAUGAAUAAAAAGUCAGUGGUGAACAACAAUUGACUAAUUAUCAUUCCAUUAGCAUCUGCUAAAAUACCAAAAAAAUUGCUUAUUGUUUAUCACUUGCAUUCUUACAAAAUAUCUAUAAGAAAUUUUAUUAAGUUAAAUUACUGCACCCACACAGUUUUACAAUCCAUUUCUCUUAGUUACUAUAGUAGGCUUUAGUUUAGGCAUCAGCUUGUGAUCACCAUCAUGUAAUUUUUUAAAAACAAGGAUUAAAAUGGUAAAAACAGCUUUUCAAUAUUUAUCACAUUGGUAGGAAAAUUAUAUUAUAUUUCCUUUAAAUAUCAGAGCCUAAUUUCAGGUUAAACACUUUUUUCACACUGGAUCACUGCACACAUAAAUUACCAUCAUAAACAAAAAUAUUAUGUAAUCUUUAAGUGGCAUUUAGUGGCAUUUAAAAAUAUUAUGGCUGCCAACUUCCUUUAUGUUAAACAGCAAUUCAUCUAUAGUUUUGAAGCAACAAGCUUUGAUAGAAUGCAAACUAAAGAAUUGAAUAUUGGGGCAUAUAUAUUUAUCCAGAUAAAGUUAAUAUGGAAGUUAUAUCUAUGAAUUAUGUUAUAAAAUUGAUAAACAGCUAGUAUUAAACUGUUAUUGUAUAGUAUUAUGAUAUGUACAAUAUUUCAUAAUAAUAAAUUUGUUAUAUUGUAGGUGCUAAUAAAAGCAUGAAACACAA
Messenger RNA from Patella vulgata (common limpet), 6902 nucleotides. RefSeq names its product hemicentin-1. Gene Ontology annotation, molecular function: protein binding. The record is from RefSeq and is a predicted model, not a curated record. Bases 106 to 2478 code for a protein of 790 amino acids. The transcript is spliced from 12 exons. NCBI's taxonomy places the organism in Eukaryota, Metazoa, Mollusca, Gastropoda, Patellidae.